AUGUCGAGCGACGACGGCCAGAUGGCCGGUCCUCCGCCGGCGCUCGUCGUCGACUGGGCCGACCUGCCCACUGAUCUCCUGGCACGCGUGUGCGAGCUCCUCAGCGCCGUCCCCGGCCGCAUAUGCUUCCGCGCCGUGUGCCACUCGUGGAAGGCAGCCGCCGACGACCUCCAGGACCAACGCGCGGCGCCGAGGAUGCCGCCGCCGUGGGUGGUCAUCCCCCACGGCUCCGGCUGCACCGACGCCUUCACGCUCCUCUCCGUCCCGACCAUGCAGGCCUUCCGCUGGACGCCGCCGGGGGGAGCGGGGCUCCGCUGCGUCGGCGCCAGCGGCGGGUGGAUCGCCGGCGCGUACAUCGACGGCGACUACGCCAUCCGGUUCUCGCUGCUGAACCCGCUCACGGGCGCGCGCGUCGACGUGCCGGCCGCCUUGGGCUGGGCCCGCGUGCCAGCGUGCUACGGUAGCCAGGAGGAGGAGAUCUCGCUGUGCAACACUGUCCACAAGGUGGCCUUCUCGCCCAGCCCCACCGAGCACGACUUCGCCGUCGCGGUAGUGACCCGCACCCACCGCCCGGCCGGCGGCAAAGCCGUAGUGUUCACCAGGGCCGCCUGCGGCGGCUGGUGCGCACUCGCCGGUCUCGGCUGCUUGGAACCCGGCGGCCACUACAAGAGGCGCGUGCUGGACGUCGCGUACCACGGCGGCAAGUUCUACUACAUGACCAUGCGCGGCGACGUGUGGGUGAUCGACAUGGCCGCGCCGUCCCCCUCGCCGGCGCCGCUCGCCACGUUCGCCGCGCCCACGAUGCCUCCCGGCCUCGUCUACGGCCGCAAACACCUCGCCUUCGCCGGGGACGGCGCGCUCCACGUGGUGUGCAGCUUGAUCGAGCGGUGCUACUCCACGCCGCCUGCCGUGCACAUGCUCGUGCAACGUUACGACCCGAGCUGCGCGGAGCAAGGGUCAUCGUCGUCGCCGUGGGCUCAGGCGACCUGCCUGCGCGGCUAUUCCUUCCUCAUCGGCGACCUAAACCAGACGCUGUCCGUUCGCGUGGACGGCGACGACGGAGCAUGGCUGAGGCCUGACUCCGUGUACUUCACCAACAUCCCGCUCUGCUCUCUUUUCGCAGAAUCAACGCGGUGCAGCGAAGGCGGCGCAUGGGUAUUCAACUUGGCCACCGGCGACAUUAGGCGGCCGACGACGGGGGAGGGCAGGUGCAGGAAUUACGAGGCGGAGGGGGACUGGGGUUUGGAAUCUAACAAGUGCGUUUGGAUUAUGCCUUCCAUGCGAUGA
Molecule: messenger RNA, 1287 nt
Organism: Setaria italica (foxtail millet)
Lineage: Eukaryota; Viridiplantae; Streptophyta; Magnoliopsida; Poales; Poaceae
Exons: 1
Coding region: 1-1287 (428 amino acids)
Molecular function (GO): protein binding
Source: RefSeq, a predicted model, not a curated record